Messenger RNA from Klebsormidium nitens, 2397 nucleotides. NCBI's taxonomy places the organism in Eukaryota, Viridiplantae, Streptophyta, Klebsormidiophyceae, Klebsormidiales, Klebsormidiaceae. The record is from the annotation of a GenBank genome assembly.
AUGCAGCAGAAUCCAACCACCACACUCGAGCAAGCUGCACAGUUCCUGAGAGACGAACACAAUGUGCGAGUUGCAGUUUCCACUCUCUCCUUCAAGAAAGCAACCAAGGCCUACUGCGAGUUCAACGAGGCUAGGGGUCAGGCUUUCCUGAAUGACAUCCAAGCUGAUCUGGGACCGCAUGUCCUCUCUCUGGACGAGUGUGGCUUCUUCAUGAAUCAUAUCCGCGGCUAUGCAUGGAGCCAGCGUGGGUCCAGAGCAGUGGUAAGGAGACCUGGCCCUAGGGGCAAGAAGUUCUCACUCCUCCUCUGCAUCAGCUCCACUGGGGUGGUCAAGUGGAACCUUUACCAGGGCUCUGUGGACGCUGUCAGGUUUCUGAGGUUCCUACAAGAGCUGCCUAUGGGCUCCAAGAUCGUCCUGGACAACGCUGCCAUCCACAAGAGCACCAACGCUCUCAAGCGCAGAGGGCUGCCUACGAUUGCAGAAGCGGCAGGCGAACUUGCAAUCGACCUGGAGUACCUGCCUCCCUAUGCACCACAUCUCAACCCGGUAGAGCUCUGCUUCAAUAUCCUCAGGACUCACAUCAGUGGGGUAGCGCCCAGGAACGAGGCAGACCUCAGGGCCGCUCUAGAGGAUGGCUUGCAGAAGCUCACCCCCGCCGUGUGCUCCAGACUGUUCCAGAGAAGGAACAGGGAGACCGAGUGUACAGUCGUAAAGACCAGCUGGAACAGCUUCUGCAAGGAGGCUGCGAAGGCCCUCCCUCUCGAGAGUGUGCUCAAGGAAGUGAACAAGGCCAUCUGCGAGGCCUACCUUCUCGCCAACCUGCAUGUAUUGCGCAUGUGUGAGCUCGAUAGAGAAGUACCACCUCUCGAUCAGUCCUUCUUCUAUGGAUGCUUGUCAGCCGUCAGUGUCACCGGGAGGCAGAAGAGCGCAAUCAAAGACCUCUUCUUCAGGGAGACGGUGGAACUCUAUGUAUCAUCACGCCCCGCUGAGUAUGUGCCACCGGACAGCAAGAACCUCGCCUCCGGCUGGUACCAGAAUGCAAGCCUCCAGAUGGCGACUUGCACCCGAAACUCUGUUGCUACGAACUUCUACCGGCGCUUCAAGCGAUAUCUAAAGCACAAGUACUCGCUCGAUGGCUCAGCAUGCUAUGCAAAGAUGAGACACAUGCUGACAGAGGAGUACAACGGUGAUGACCCGUUGGUCCUGGAGUACCGUGCAAUGCUUCCAAAAGCCACGACCGGACGAGCAGACUCCACCCCUCACCUUCUCAUGCCCAUGCAAUUCAUGUUCCUGCGCUACAUGGAGUCGCACCAUCCUCUGUCGGAAGCUGAGUUGAAGAAGGGCAAGCAGCUGAGACUCUUUAGCCUCCUUCCCACCAAGAGCGGCUUCGAGUGCAGUCACCUAAAGAUGUGCACGAAUGGCCUAUAUGGCUUGUUGAAGAGAGGAGGCGCCAAGCUGCCAGCAUUUGGACCGGAGUUCAGGAAGGUGGCAGACGACUACUGGAGACAGCUGUUCAACCUCGAGAAGUUUGAGACGUGCAACAGAAAGUUUGCGGGUGAGAUCCUCACGGAUGGAAAGGCCGUGUGCAUGGUGUUGAGGAAGCCCAAACCAAGGUCUUCCGCUGGAGAGGGGGUGCUUCCUGAUCUCACCGGUGACGAGGAGCUGUGGGGCCUUGACCCGGGGAGGAGGCGGGAUUUGUUCGUCAUGAUGAACGAGCAAGGCGAGAAGUUGUCUUGCUCGACGCGAGAAUUCUACCACGAUGCCAAGUACAAGCUCAGCAACGCAAGGAUCAGGCACUGGUACGAGCAGAGUCCUGAGGUCCUCGAAGCGAUCCGCAACAUGCCCAGCAAGAAAACGCCUGAGAGCUCCAAGCUGCUAGACUACGUGCGCUUCAUGCUUCCCCGCCUGGAUAUGCUCCUGAGCUUCCACAUGAGGAAGGGGUUCAGGGGUCUCAAGUCCAAGCGGUACAUCUAUGCACAGAAGAAGUUGCACGAGAUCUGCAAGGGUAUCACCAAGCGCAUGGGCAAGAGGACAGUCGUGGGGUUCGGAGACUGGUCCAACAAGGACGCUGCCGGGAUUAUAAGAGGAUCACCCUCUGGGCCCGUGAAGCGGCUGGAGCGGGAGCUCCGCAAGCACUGCAGGGUGGUCUCGGUAGACGAAUUUAGGACGAGCAAGCUCCACUUCGACUGCAAGACGCAGCUGCACAACCAGUACUCGGAGAAGCGGUGCAAGGAUGGGGUGGUGAAGACCGUAAAAGUUCACAGUGUGCUCCACUGCAGAAACAGUGGCUGUUAUGGCAUGACGGUGAACCGCGACGUGAACGCCGCCCGGAACAUCUUGAGGCUGCUCCAGAGCAGGCUGGGAGGAAGAGUUCGGCCGGCUGAGUUCUGCCGCUAG